AUGGCCUCGCCGCUGAAAGUGGAGCAGGACGUGCAGAGCAAGGUGGAGUCGUUUCGGGCCCGAAUCGCACAGGAGGCCGAGGAUCUGGUGUCCACCUUCUUCCCUCAGAAGCUGUCGGAGCUGGACAGCCGCGUCCAGGAGCUCCGCCUGCAGGACCUGUCCCGCAUCCGCUCGGUGCCGGCCCCGGAGCCGCCCGCCGCCCAGGACACGCCGGACACCGCGGGCGACGGGCCCAACCGCGAGCCGCCGCCCCCGCCGCCCGCCGCCCUGCAGCAGGCGCCACCCGGGAAGGGCGUCUCGCUGCCCGGGGGCGAGGGGCAGCUGCUGCGAAGCAACCAGCACCUGGUGGAGCUGAUCGAGCGCGUCAAGCCCGAGAUCGAGCUGCUGAGGGAGAAGUGCAACACGGUGCGCAUGUGGGUGCAGCUGCUCAUCCCCAAGGUGGAGGACGGCAACAACUUCGGAGUGUCCAUCCAGGAGGACACCGUGGACCAGCUGUGGACGGUGGAGAGCACGGCCGCCUCCUACCUGCGACGCUUCUCCACCUACUACAACACCCGCGCCAAGCUCGUGUCCAAGAUCGUCAAGUACCCGCAGGUGGAAGACUACCGGCGCACGGUGGCCGAGGUGGACGAGAACGAGUACCUGAGCGUGCGCCAGAUCCUGCUGCAUGUGCGAAACCAGUACGCCACCUUGCACGACGUGAUCCUCAAGAACAUCGAGAAGAUCAAGACCCCUCGCAGCGCCAACACCGAGAACCUGUACUGA
Trichosurus vulpecula (common brushtail) is the source of this 765-nucleotide messenger RNA. Its product is annotated as proteasome activator complex subunit 3-like. Gene Ontology annotation, biological process: regulation of G1/S transition of mitotic cell cycle; regulation of proteasomal protein catabolic process; positive regulation of endopeptidase activity. Gene Ontology annotation, molecular function: endopeptidase activator activity. Lineage: Eukaryota; Metazoa; Chordata; Mammalia; Diprotodontia; Phalangeridae. Bases 1 to 765 code for a protein of 254 amino acids. The transcript has a single exon. Gene Ontology annotation, cellular component: nucleoplasm; cytoplasm; proteasome activator complex. The record is from RefSeq and is a predicted model, not a curated record.